AUGGUAGAUCAUAAGUCCAAAGAUUCGUUUAAGGAAUCUGAUAUAAAACAAAGGGGCAUUUCAUCAACUAAAAUUCAAGGAAGCAUAUCAGAUGCCAAUCUAGGAUCGAGUUCAAGUGAUGUUCAUUUACCCUUGAAAGAGAUUCAUCUAAAGUCACAUGAAUGGUUUGGAGACUUCAUUACGAAGCAUGAGAUUCCUCGUAAAGUGUUCCACUCUUCCAUCGGUUUCAUUACACUCUACCUAUACACUCAAGAUGUCGAUUACAAGAAAGUAAAAUUCCCAUUGAUUGUUGGUUUCACUGUUGUUUUUACUUUGGACGUUAUUAGAUUGAACUUUCCAGGAUUUAAUAAACUGUACUGUCGUUGUGUUGGUGCUUUGAUGAGGAAGAGAGAAAUUCAUGCGUAUAAUGGUGUUCUUUGGUAUUUAUUGGGUUUGACUUUUGCAUUCACUUUUUUCAGUAAAGAUGUCGCAUUGAUCUCUCUGUUCCUGCUAAGUUGGUCUGAUACCGCUGCCUCCACAAUUGGUAGGAAAUAUGGACACUUGACUCCAAAAGUGGCAAAACAUAAAUCUCUGGCUGGGUCACUAGCUGCUUUCCUUGUGGGUCAAUUAACGUGCUACGCUUUUUACGGCUAUUUCGUUCCUCAUUAUAGCUGGGUCAAUAAACCGGGUGAGAUUUCAUGGUCGGAAGAAACAAGCAAAUUGAAUCUCCAUCAAUUCUCACUUUUUGGUGGGUUCGUAGCUGCCCUAAGUGAAGGAAUAGAUAUUUUUAAUUGGGAUGACAACUUCACGAUCCCUGUUUUGUCCGCCAUCUUUAUGUCAUCAGUGAUCCGUUUCUUCAAGAAAUGA
Messenger RNA from Kluyveromyces marxianus DMKU3-1042, 846 nucleotides. RefSeq names its product diacylglycerol kinase (gene DGK1). Gene Ontology annotation, cellular component: endoplasmic reticulum membrane. Gene Ontology annotation, biological process: phosphatidic acid biosynthetic process. Gene Ontology annotation, molecular function: ATP-dependent diacylglycerol kinase activity. The transcript has a single exon. The record is from RefSeq and is a predicted model, not a curated record. NCBI's taxonomy places the organism in Eukaryota, Fungi, Ascomycota, Saccharomycetes, Saccharomycetales, Saccharomycetaceae. The coding region runs from base 1 to 846 and encodes 281 amino acids.